AUGGGCCCCAAGCUGUUAAAGCCCGUGCAAGGCAUGCUUCACGGCGACAAGACCGGCGACGGUAGCGAGAUAUCUAGCAAGCUCUCCGGUGGUUGCGAGCUCUUCGACAAGUCCUUUGCACACGAGGUCAGCAACAUCCACGACAAGUGGUUCCUUUUAAGCCUGAAGCUGACCGACCAGGAAGCCGAGGACGCCCUGGAUCCUGUGAGCCCGUUUCCAGUGACCCAGCAGGAGUCCGCUGCAGGUUCCGGGAGCUUCAUCCAGCUGCUCCCAGCAUGGAAUCGCGGGCUGCACGAAUCCUUCAGACAGCAGAAGAGGGCUAAAAGGAGAUCCAUGCGUGGUGUCUCGGCCCGGAUGAAUGAGAAAGUCAAGGACAACACUUGCCUGCAACCGCUCAUCAUCGCACCUUCGAGUCCGAAACGAGUCUCAUGGACCUUUCUGGGUUUCGUCUUCAUCGUGUGGGACCUGGUGACCAUACCGAUGACAAUGUUCGCCAUCCCUGGUUUCUCAGACUUCUUGGACCUGAUGGGGCGGGUCACCUUCGGGUACUUCCUUGCGGAUGUCUUUCUGCACUUCGUCUUCGCGGUGGACAUCAAAGGCCAGCUGGAAAUGCGGCCCGGGGUCAUUGCUCGCACCUACGUGCGUUCUUGGUUCUUCCUGGACGUGCUCCUCCUGCUAAUCGAUGUCAUGCUCUUCACCUUGGAGGCAAUUGCGGCUGGCGGAGAUGCGAUGAGUGGCCUGAAGACGAUGCGGCUCCUUCGCUCUCUGCGGCUUCUUCGCCUGAUGCGGCUGCUCCGGAUCGGCAAGCUGAAGGAGGCUCUACAGAUUCUGGCCAAUCGCUUCUCCUCCCUGUACUUCCUCAUGAUCCUGAAGAUCCUGUCCGGUUUUGGCAUGGUCCUUGCCGUGAACCACUUCAUUGCAUGCUUUUGGUAUGGAGUGGGCCUCAUACACGUGGACACGGUCAGCUGGCUCACCGAGUCGCAGAUGCAAGAGGCCAGCUUCGCAGAGGGCUACAUUACGGCAAUGCACUGGAGCUUGACCCAGUUCACUCCAGCGACCAACAACGUUGCGCCUGCGAAUUACCUCGAGAGGAUGGUAGCCGUUUUCGUGAUCUUGUUGGCCAUGGGGGUCUUCUCCUCCUUCGUCAGCUCCAUCACCAGUGCCGUAAAUUCCUUGCGGGCGGUUCGAAUGGAGCAGAUCAAGCAGGAGAACAAGAUCCGUCAAUUUUUCAACGAGCGCAACCUUUCUGCGGAACUCUUCAACAAAGUCCAGGACGUCUGCCGCAAGCGCGGGCUCUUCGAGAUCCGACUGAAGGAGGAGGAGGUGGCGCUCUUGAAGGAGAUCCCCGAGUCCCUGAAGCGCCGGCUCCACGAGGAGAUCUUCCUUCCCUUGCUGAGCAUCGCGCCCUUCCUUCCUCCCUGGAGCCAUUCCCAGGAGUACCGCUUCAUGCGUAAGGUGUGCCAUGUUGCGAUGCAAGAGCGUUCUGCUCUCUCCUCGCAAGACGUUUUCAUCCUGGGCUCGGACUGCAAGGAGAUGAUCAUGGUUCAGUAUGGGACAAUGGGCUACCAUGUCGUCGCCAAGGACUCUUCUCGCAUGCAAGAUUCCGUGGAGUUCGACGUGCGGGACCGAAUGGCGUGUACCGUGGGAGAGAUCCUCUGCAUGCCAUGCCUUUUCGCCAAGUGGCAAACCCGUGGCAGGCUGACAGCUGACGCCGGAACUUGUCACUAUGUCGUUAUUCGAAGCGACUUUUUUUGCACACUGAUUACGCAGCAUCGUGGACCCUUGUCACAGUAUUUGCAGAUCUUCGCCAUGCUGUUCGUCAGCGUGCUCGAGGGCCGAGAAGACGAGGGAGACGAGAUCACGGACCUGAACUUGCCGGACGACGUGCUCGACAACAUCAGCAAGCGGAGUCAGCGCUUUGCAGACAUCAUGAACCAAAGAAGUGGGAACAGUGCCAUGCGCGAAGCCAAACCUGGCAGCCUGUUUACGGACAUGGCUUUAGCGGAUGGUCCAGCCCGCGUGGAGCAUUAUGGCUUCCUCGGGCUUUCGCAUCAUCGUUCGAGCUCAUCGUCUGGACGCUCAUCAUCUGGACGCUCAUCAGGCCGUUCAGUCAAAAAGUAUGAGUCCGAGGACGAUGAUGAUUAG
Molecule: messenger RNA, 2145 nt
Organism: Symbiodinium sp. CCMP2456
Lineage: Eukaryota; Dinophyceae; Suessiales; Symbiodiniaceae
Source: the annotation of a GenBank genome assembly